UUCAGUGUGGACGCCUCCUGCCUGCUGGAACUGCUUGGUGUCUUUCUGGUGUCCAUUAACCAAACCGGCUCGGAGACAUUUUUCUUUUCUUUUUUUUUUCUUUUCUAUUAUUUUUUUGUGUAACCUGGUCGAUGGCGGAGAUGGAGACUUCUGCAAGCUCACACAAGAAGCAGAAACUGAGCAACGCGCUUCAGAACUGGGGCAUGCAGCGAGCUACUAACGUCACCUAUCAAGCUCAUCACGUGAGCCGAAACAAACGUGGGCAAGCCGUCGGGACGAGAGGAGGCUUCCGGGGAUGCACCGUAUGGCUUACAGGCCUUUCAGGAGCAGGCAAGACGACGGUGAGCAUGGCACUAGAGGAGCACCUGGUGUGUCACGGGAUCCCCUGCUAUACUCUGGAUGGUGACAAUAUCAGACAGGGCCUGAACAAAAACCUGGGUUUCAGCCCCGAAGAUCGAGAGGAGAACAUCCGGCGUAUCGCUGAGGUGGCCAAGCUGUUCGCCGACGCCGGGCUCGUGUGCAUCGCCAGCUUCAUCUCACCAUACAGCAGGGACCGCCUGAAUGCGAGGAAGAUCCACGAAGCAGCAGGCCUCCCGUUCUUUGAAGUUUUUGUGGAUGCACCGCUGGAUGUGUGCGAGCAAAGAGACGUGAAGGGUUUAUACAAGAGAGCCAGAGCUGGAGAGAUCAGAGGGUUCACAGGAAUCGACUCCGAGUACGAGAAGCCCGAGGCUCCCGAGCUGGUGCUGAAAACCGACUCCUGCAGCGUAAACGAAAGUAUCCAACAGCUGCUCGAUCUUCUGCAGGAGAGAGACAUUGUACCUGUAGACGCUUCUUAUGAGGUGAAAGAGCUUUACGUGCCUGAGAACAAGCUGGACUUGGCCAAGGCUGAUGCAGAGACUCUUCCUGCCGUUGAGAUUGGAAUGGUGGACAUGCAGUGGGUCCAGGUGCUGGCUGAGGGCUGGGCCACUCCGCUCAACGGCUUCAUGAGAGAGAGGGAGUACCUGCAGUGCCUUCAUUUCGACUGCCUGCUCGACGGAGGAGUUAUUAACUUGUCCGUGCCGGUGGUCCUGCCCGUCUCGAGCGUAGACAAGGAGCGUCUAGACGGCUGCACGGCACUGGCGCUGGUCUACUGCGGCCGCCGCGUUGCCAUCCUGCGCAACCCCGAGUUCUACGAGCACCGCAAGGAGGAGCGAUGUGCGCGCCAGUGGGGAACCACCUGCAGGGACCACCCCUAUAUCAAGAUGGUCAUGGAGAGUGGCGACUGGCUUGUGGGAGGAGAUCUGCAGGUGCUGGAUCGGAUCUACUGGAACGACGGCCUGGACACCUACCGCCUCACCCCCAAUGAACUCAAACAGAAGUUUAAAGAACUGAACGCAGAUGCAGUAUUUGCCUUCCAGCUGAGGAACCCAGUCCAUAACGGCCACGCGUUGCUGAUGCAGGACACACGCAGACGCCUGAUGGAUCGCGGCUAUCGAAGGCCCGUGUUGCUCCUGCACCCGCUGGGCGGCUGGACCAAAGACGACGACGUGCCGCUGCCGUGGCGCAUGAGGCAGCAUGCGGCCGUGCUGGAGGAGGGCCUUCUAGACCCCGACUCCACCGUAGUGGCCAUCUUCCCCUCGCCCAUGAUGUACGCUGGACCCACCGAGGUGCAGUGGCACUGCAGAGCCCGAAUGGUAGCCGGUGCCAACUUCUAUAUCGUAGGCCGAGACCCAGCUGGCAUGCCUCACCCACACACAGGCAAGGACCUGUACGACCCUUCUCACGGCGCCAAGGUCCUCACGAUGGCACCCGGCCUCAUCUCUCUGGAAAUUGUGCCUUUCAGAGUGGCGGCCUACAACAAAGUCAAGAAGGCCAUGGACUUUUAUGACUCCAAAAACCACCAGGACUACGACUUCAUUUCAGGCACGCGCAUGAGGAAGAUGGCACGCGAGGGCGAGAACCCGCCGGACGGCUUCAUGGCCCCGAAAGCUUGGACUGUUCUCAAGGAGUACUAUAAAUCCCUGGAGAAGGCAUAAAUCAGGAGCUGGAUGAAGAGAGAGCGGAGGGCUGACCCUCGAGUCUGUUACAGUCUAAAGAAAGAGAAAGUGUGUGUAAGGGUCAAACACAGGGACCACUCAAACCUGUUCAGCUGUGCAUAAGUAGGUGAUGUUUUGAGUAGUAUCUUGUUGCUUACAAAACACUUUUCUUUUUUUUAAAAUUAGUUACUGUCUUUUCUUUCUUUCUCUUAUUUAAAAAAAAAAAAUUUCAUUUCGUUUAAUUUUUUCAUUUUUUACGCUUAACUUAUGGAAACAGGUCGCAUUUUAAAACCCUUUUUUAAAUGUUUUGCCAGAAGAGGAAAAAAAAAGAAUAUCGAGCUGUUAUACGGUUAUAACAGGAUAAGGAUCCGAUCAUAAAAUGUAAAAGUUACACCACAAAAAACUUUAUUUAUUGUGUAAAUUUAAAUCCCAGAUUUCCCAAUCUGUCUGUAUAAGAUCAUGGAUUAAUCUGCCAGUUUGCCUUAAUAUAAUGUAAUAUUUCCUGAAGUAGGGAUGCAUCGCAAUUCACAGCAGCUCACAGCUAAUUUUAAUGACCGGAUUCGCCCCGCUGAUCGGGUCGUCUUUUAUUGUAUUAAAACCAAGUAAUACCGUUUAAACACCA
This is a messenger RNA of Silurus meridionalis, 2637 nucleotides long. It is a transcript of the gene papss1, whose product is annotated as 3'-phosphoadenosine 5'-phosphosulfate synthase 1. The record is from RefSeq and is a predicted model, not a curated record. Bases 132 to 2015 code for a protein of 627 amino acids. The transcript has 12 exons. Gene Ontology annotation, molecular function: adenylylsulfate kinase activity; ATP binding; sulfate adenylyltransferase (ATP) activity. NCBI's taxonomy places the organism in Eukaryota, Metazoa, Chordata, Actinopteri, Siluriformes, Siluridae. Gene Ontology annotation, biological process: 3'-phosphoadenosine 5'-phosphosulfate biosynthetic process; sulfate assimilation.